Onychomys torridus (southern grasshopper mouse) is the source of this 945-nucleotide messenger RNA. It is a transcript of the gene Ccdc127, whose product is annotated as coiled-coil domain containing 127. Lineage: Eukaryota; Metazoa; Chordata; Mammalia; Rodentia; Cricetidae. The record is from RefSeq and is a predicted model, not a curated record. The transcript has 3 exons. Bases 113 to 895 code for a protein of 260 amino acids.
GUUCUGCGCCUGCGCACCACGCCUGCGCUCUGCAAACGCGGUGGUGGCUGUACCUCUGAGGUAAGGUGUCCCCUUCGCUGAUGGGCUGGCUCUGCUCCAGCGGUAUAGCUCCAUGAAUAACUUAAACGACCCUCCAAAUUGGAACAUCCGGCCCAAUUCCAGGGCUGAUGGGGGUGAUGGAAGCAAGUGGAAUUAUGCCCUGUUGGUGCCAAUGCUGGGAUUGGCAGCAUUUCGUUGGAUUUGGUCUAGGGAAUCCCAAAAAGAAAUAGAAAAAGCAAGAGAAGCGUAUCAUCAGAGAACAACUGCUUUCCAACGGGAUCUUGAAGCUAAAUACCAUGCUGUGAUCUCAGAACAUCGGCGAGCUGUUGCCCAGCUGUCUUUGGAAUUGGAAAAGGAGCAAAAUAGAACAACUAGUUUUCGAGAAGCCCUUAUCUCUCAGGGGCGUAAGUUGGCAGAAGAAAGGAAGCUUCUUGAACAGGAACGAGCUCAGGUAAUGCAAGAAAAAAGCCAGCUGCAGCCUCUGAGAAGUAUGUAUCUGAGGUGCCUGGAAGAAGAGGGCAACUGGCAGAGGAGAGCCCAGCUCGUGCUGAAGGAGGUGGCAGAAGCUCUCGUGGAACGCCAAAAUAUCUACUGCAGCCUGAUCCUCCCCCGUAGUACAAGGCUAGACCUGGAGAAGAACUUACUGGUGCGCUCGUCUGUUGAUCCUGUGGCUGCUGACCUAGACAUGGCAGCUGGCUUAUCUGACAUAUUUAAGCACGAUAAGCAUUGUGGAGAUGUCUGGAACACCAACAAGCGCCAAAAUGGGAGGCUCAUGUGGGUGUAUCUCAAAUAUUGGGAACUACUUGUUGAACUUAAAAAGUUUAAGAAAGUAGAGAAAGUCAUACUAGAAAAAUAAGAGGGACUGGAGAAAUGGCUCAGUGGUUAAGAGCACUUACUGCUCUUCCA